This is a messenger RNA of Macroventuria anomochaeta, 2722 nucleotides long. RefSeq lists its product as uncharacterized. Gene Ontology annotation, cellular component: nucleus. Bases 458 to 2614 code for a protein of 718 amino acids. The transcript is spliced from 6 exons. Gene Ontology annotation, molecular function: sequence-specific DNA binding; DNA-binding transcription factor activity, RNA polymerase II-specific; zinc ion binding. The record is from RefSeq and is a predicted model, not a curated record. NCBI's taxonomy places the organism in Eukaryota, Fungi, Ascomycota, Dothideomycetes, Pleosporales, Didymellaceae. Gene Ontology annotation, biological process: DNA-templated transcription; positive regulation of transcription by RNA polymerase II.
CCCCUGCCGCCUCCCCACGCCGUGGCGCAGCGCCAGACUUCAUCGAAGAGAGAUAGCGAUGCAGGGCAUUGUUUCUCCAAAGCUUCUCGAAGGCCCUGAAAUUUUGUUAAAACGCGCUGAUAUGGAGAUCUGUGGUUCUCGAUUGACGCAGGGACGUUCGGUGAUGCGGGCAGGAAAUAAAACUCUGCCAAGUCUUCAUUACCUAAGACGUGACUUCAUCCCCAACAUUCCCCGCACGCUCACACACCCGCGCGGCAGUUUCCUCGUGAGUUGUGAUCAUGUGGGCCAGAUAGGACCAUGCGACCAAAAUUUGACGUUGGCUCGAGCCUCAUCGCCUUGUUGUUACCAAUUUUGCUCCGGAAUAGACAGAGCCUUAUCAGCGUAAUCGGCGCCCCACCUGACUGUGGUUAACUGUUUUUACAAGAGGAAUGCUGCAGAAUAACAGACAUCUGCUGUAAUGGCUACCUCGAAUGAACACAGACGAGUAACGAAGAGAUCCUCAAACGCCUGCUCCAGAUGCCGAAGACAGAAGAUCAAGUGCUCCGGUCAGCAGCCCUGUGCUAACUGCGGCAAGCGAAACUUGACCUGUAUUUUCGAUGAUCGAGACAACAAGAUCUUGGUGACCCAAGGCUACCUCUCAGACCUUCAGGCCAAGGUGGCACGACUCCAGAACGCACAAAACGCGCCUUCCGCUUCCAAUCCACUUCUAGAGAACGAUCAAGAUGCUCGAGCCCGAGCAGAGAGGAGUCACUCUCCUGAUGAGGCUCCCAGGCGGACGGCACAGUCCAGCGGCGGCGGCACUCGAGAGAGCACACCAGGAACAGAUGGACCUCGAGAGACAGCCAACUUAACUAACCCCCUCACUGAAGCCCCUUCCAGGUACAUGGCAGCCUCUAAUGGACAAACUUUUUACAUGGGAACAUCGUCCAAUUGGUCCUUCCACGGUCAGGUUUUGAGCUUGGUUCAUGAGCAUAUGCACAAAUCGCCUCUCCCAGCCGCAGAACUGCUGUUCGAUGGAUCUGCGUACGACCUUCCCUGGGAUGGUACCCGCAGCUUGCCUGAGUCUGCUUCCCCAGUCAUCCCGAGCAUCGACCACGCUAUCUUCUUGAUCAACGCAGUGAAAUUUCAUUGCGCUCAAAUGAUGCAUCUCUUUGAAGAAGAAGAGUUCAUGUUCAACCUGCAUGCUUUCUACUCAGGCACAGGCGACAAAGCUCUCUGGAAAGAGAGUCUCUGGUAUAUCCAUUUCUUGAUGAUCAUAGCGUUUGGCAAGACCUUCGUCCAGCAGAAUAACCAUUCGCCUAGGCCGCCUGGUGCGGACUUUUUCAUUCAUGCUCUUCAACUACUUCCGGACACGAACAAGCUAUGCCGGAACCCUAUCGUAGCAACGGAGGUCCUGUGCUGCAUUGCGCUUUACCUCCAAUCCUUAGACUCUCGCAACGCUGCACACGUCACGAUGGGCCAGGCUAUGCGCAUAGCUCUCAUUCAAGGCAUGCACACAGACAUGCCGGUGAUGAACUUGGGGGAGGUCGUUGUUCAGCGCUGCCGCAAAAUCUGGUGGACCAUCUUCAUCCUUGACCGCCACAUGACCUCCCUCAUGGGUCUACCGCAAACGAUUCGAGAUGAAGACGUGUCAUGUCAGCUCCCGAAUUACCAGAACUCGCCUCAACGAGCAGCUGCAUUGAACAUGCAGAUCAAGCUCGCAAAGGUGCACACUGAUAUCGCGAGCACAGUAUACGGCUCGAAAGGAAGGCUUCGCAAGAAGUUUGUUCUCAGCAUCAAGACGGUUCUCGACAAACUAGCUGGACUAGCAGAAGAGCUCCGCAUUUCGUUUCCUCUACACGCUGAUGAACGUUUUGGCGGCAUUUCCAGGUUACCAGCGCAUUCUCAUUUGUACUACUACCAGACCAUUGUAAUCGUCACUAGACCACUGCUAUUUUGCUGCAUGAAGAAGGUCUUCGAAUCCCCACAGCAGGUCAUUCCUUUGAUCUCUUCACCCAAGAUCCGAAAGGUGCUGCACAUGUCUCUAGAGGCAUCGCAGAAGAUCCUGGCAAUUCUCGAAAGCCUACAAGACCAGGGGCUUCUUGAAACCUUCCUUCCUUGGGAUCUUGACGCGCUAUUCGUAUCGACCAUGGUCCUCAUCUUGACUCGCUUCGUCGAUCCAAGCCUGCUGGACGACCGAACACUCUGGCUGGAGAAAGCGUUCACGCUGAUGGAGACUAUGAUCACCGGCGGCAACCAUAUCGCGGACUACCGCAUGCGCGAGCUGUGCAGGUUAGAUGAAAUGCUCGCAGAACAUGCUGCAAUGCAGGAGCGACCGCCACUGAUGGAGGCGCUCAACCAGCAACAACUCCCUCAGCCCAGCACAAACAUCAUUCAGACCGUGUCAGGAAUCCCCGAGGAUCCUACGAGUGCGAAACCUAUGUAUGCUUCGCCAGAUGGCGGCCCACUCUAUUCAGGGUUCAGCGACGAGGGCAGUGGUUUUGGUGAUGAUCUCACGGCCGAACAGAUUUUGGCAGUUGCCGAAUCUAUGGACAUCGAGGGGACGGAUUGGCUUUCUUUUGGCGUCUUUGACAACUACCAACCUUUGGAAAUGGUGGACCCGUCGAUGCACUGAGGAGCGAGCACACAGUGAUAAGACGCACACGACAGCAUGUACGAAAUAUGUCACGACUUGGAAAUGCAUCAAUAUGAGGUUCGGCUGCAUACAAAUGGAGUUUGGGGU